UGUAUUGAUAACUAUGAGGACAUGGUGAAGGUCCUGCUGAACCGCGGGGCUGUGUGAACGCCCAGGACAACGAGCUGUGGACCCCGCUGCACGCUGCAGCCACCUGCGGCCACGCCUGCCUGGUCAAGGUCCUCGUCAGCCAUGGAGCUGAUCUCCUGGCGGUAAACUCGGAUGGAAACAUGCCCUACGACCUUUGUGAAGACGACCCCACUCUGGACAUCAUAGAAACAGCCAUGGCUAACCGCGGUAUCACUCAGGAGAUGAUCAAUGAGACGCGGGCGUCACUGGAGAGGAGGAUGCUGGGAGAUAUCCAGGCCCUGAUCCAGGACAACGAAGAUGUCAACCUGCAGGACUCACAAGGGGCGACACUGCUGCACAUCGCCGCAGCGAAUGGCUAUGUGCAGGCGGCGGAGCUUCUGCUGGAGGGCGGAGCCAGGAUGGAUCAGCGAGACACGGACGGGUGGCAGCCCCUCCACGCUGCAGCCUGCUGGGGCCAGAUGCAUGUUGCAGAACUGCUGGUCUCUCAUGGUGCCAGCCUGAACUCCAAAACCUUCCUGGAUGAAACGCCCAUCGACCUGUGUGAGGAUGAGGAGUUUCGGGCCGUGCUGCUUGAUCUGAAGCACAAGCAUGACAUCAUCAUGAAGUCUCAGCUGAAGCACAAGACCUCCCUGUGCCGACGCACCUCCAGUGCAGGCAGCCGCGGGAAGGUGGUGAGGAGGGCCAGCCUGUCCGAUCGGCACAAUCUGUGCAGGAAGGAGUACGAGACAGAGGCCAUCGUAUGGAGGGGCGGGAGGGAGGAGGAGUCCGACCAGGAGAACAGCCAAUCGGAGAAGCCCUGGACCGCGCGGUCUCUGAAGGAGGGAGGGAAGCAGAACGGCUCCAUCUCCACAGGAAACGGCUCUCCCACUCACCCCCCCUGUAACGGGGAGCCGCCCAGCGCUGAUCCCUCGCCCCCGCCCGCCGCCCCCCCGUCCGCCCUCGAGGAGCCCAGGGAGCGGGCUCAGACGCUGUCCGAGCUGAAGAAGCAGCGCGCGGCCGCCAAACUCCUGAGCUACCCGCUGCUCAAUGGUCACCUAGGCAACGGCUCCCUCAAGCUGCCCGAGACGGAGGUGGGGCCAGAGGACUCCGCGCGCAUGCCCCUGGUCUCAUCCAAUGGGAGCGCGGUCUACUACACCCCUGCCAGCGGGGACCCGCCCCUCCUCCGGCUCAAGCAGCCAAUGGAGGAGGAGGAGGCCAAGGACCGCCCUUGCUGCCGCGUGUCGUAGGGGGGCCGGGGGGGGGCAUGCAAGACUCUGCCUCCCGGGGCAGAGAAAUAUUUUUACAGGAUCUCACAGGAGGGAGUCAGGCUCUGUGUAUGUGUGUGCUAGUGUAUGUGUGUGUAUAAAUGUGUGUAUGUGGGUAUGUACGAGCGUACACGUGUGUGUGUGUCUGUGUACAUGUGUGUGUUAGUAUAUACAUAUAUGUGUGUGAGUGUACAUACAUGUGCUAGUUUAUAUGUGUGUGUACAUACCCGUGUUAGUAUAUAUAUGUGUGUAUGUGUGUGUGUGUAUGUCUGUGUACAUGCAUGUGUUCAUAUAAAUAUGUGUGUGUGUGUGUGUGAGAGAGUGUGUGUGUGUGUGUACAUGCAUGUGUUAGUAUAAAUGUGUGUGUGUGUGUGAGAGAGAGAGAGUGUGUGUGUGUGUGUGAGUGUGAGUGUGUGUGUGUGUGUGUACAUGCAUGUGUUAGUAUAAGUGUGAGUGUGAGGUGUCUGUAUUUGUGGAAGGGCCAGGCCUGGUGUUUGUGCUCUAGAUUCACGGAAUGUCCUGAGUGUGGAGAUUCUCAUCAGAGGAGAUUCUCAUCAGAGGAGAUUCUCAUCUUGCUAAAGAGGGGUGUUAGCAGUUCCUGUGAUCGGCGCUGGUUUGAACUUUAGGCACACUAUUCUGUGGCACUAUGAUGUGUGGUGGUGUGUUUAGACUGUUUUCCAGAAGUUAGACAUGCAUCUUGUUCUCAGUAACUGAAUAGAUAAAAAAACACCAGGUCUGUUUGCCCGUUCACCCCAGGCACUUUGCCAGUCAGUGCGUGGUGUCAGCAUAAGCAUGUCAGCAUUAGCCACGCUCUCAAAUCGCUCAAUCUGUCGCCAAAAUGUUUUUGUGUUCAGUGUUUCAAUUCUGCAGAGAGGUGGCUUAAGAAUGGUGGAAUUAAAAAAAAAAUGUGUACAGUUCAAAGUUGUUAUUUAUAUAUGAAAAAAAACCUGUGUAUAGAGGCUACUGUUGAGGUAGGUUGUAGGUUUUGGAGGUAUAUUUAAUGUACUGAGUUGUGGGUGAGAGUAAAACUCUUAUGUGUAUUGUGUGAAUGAAGUCGUUGAAUGAGCUGACAAUGUGUAUGGUCCCCUUUAAUACUGGGAAAGACAUAUAUUCAUAUGGUCAGAAGGUGAACUGUAAAUGUGCUUCAUAUGGGUUUCAGAAAGAUAGCAGUUGUUUUGGACAUUUUGCGCAUGUCAGAGCUACACCACAAUAUGAAGGCUGGGGUUUUUGACGCUUGACUUGUGUAUCAAGUCGUUUGCGGGAAUCCUGCAAAUGUUAUCCUGUAAUCUUCAAAUAAUUUCCCUUGGGUAAAGUAAAGGUCUAUCUAAGGCUAGAUAAACGUUUUGCUUGUGAUCCAAUGUGAGACUAGUUCCUUUUUUCUGUCAAGGUAUUUUUUGUUUUAUUUCUUUUUCAUCACCAUUCUGUCCCUUGAAGCUGCUUUAUGGGCGGAGAAUAUCUCUGCUGAAAAUGAAGUGUUUUGAAAAUGCAAUAUCUUCCCUCCAGCCAUCCGUUUCUUUCUUGAAUGUUGUCUGUUUAAAAGUUCAAAGUCGUCCAUGUACUAUCAGGCUUCCGAGACCGAGUGGUCUAUUUUUAAAUGAAUAUGGAUGAAUUAGUUUGCUGUGCUGUGUCGCGUUGUCUUGUCGAUGUCGGGGUGUUCAGUGUUCAGGAACAGAAGGACUGUCUGCUGAAGAUGCAGUGGGGACAAUGACAGGGGGCAGUCAGGGACAACCGUACAGUCAGGGACAAUCGUACCUUCAAAAUUGUGGAUGAACGUCCCUGGGUCUGUGUGGAGGUGCAUAUGAUGGCUCUCAGUUCAGUUCAGAUCAGGAAGGCAUCCAACAACGGGAUCAGUUUCAGAACCUUUUCAGAACAAACGGUUUGGUGUGAACUACCCAGUUCUAGAGCAGUUUCUGUAGCCUUCAAGAUUCUACUCUUGGAAUUUGAAUCCUGAAUGGAGGAUGAGAAGGGGCCAGCUCUUAAUGUGUUGCAAUGGAAACUGUAAUUUCCUGACUUCCAUUUUGAUGCGGACCAUUCAGCUGUUACUUGGUAGUAUUCUUUAUUUAUUUGUAUUUUUUAUUUUGAAAAUGACACAUUUGAUCGGAACUGGGCUCACCGGCGUGUGUUCCAGGCCAUUCCUUCCAGUGCCAAAGUGGGGGUGUGGUCCAGGCAAAGGUGGGGCUGUGUGCUAGGGGGCAGUUCUCUCAAAACAAGCUGCCCCACCCAUUACUGGCUCCUCCAAUCUAGGGCUCAAACUUCCUCCCCCCUCAUCCAAUCAAGUUCCACCUGCACUUUCACAGCACCUCCCCUUUUUGUAUAGUAUAACAGUUCUGUACAGCUGCCGAAAUAGGCUAUGGUUAUUGUUGUUGUGACAAUGACUUUUUUUUUUGGAAAGUCAGAGGGUUAUUGGCACUCUGGCAAUGCACAGCAAGUAUGAGAAGUUCAGUAUAAUAGCUACUUUGUAAAUACAAAUGGCUUCAAGAUGCAUUCUGUUGUUGUCAGUGGAUGAAUAGGUUACUCCCAAGUUCCCACAACGAUCGUUAUAUUCAACAUCUAUAAAUAAUUAUGAUAAGAAUGGACUAAAUGAUGUUCAAUUAUGACAAAGCUGUAGAAUACAGUCUGGUCAUGAGGCACGAGCUUGUACAUUUUACAGACAUACUGUAGAAUAUUUAAUCGACCUUAACCAUUGUUCCAGAGCAAAGGAAGGAGAUGGCUGAAGGCUUACCUCCAUAAGUAAAGUCAGAAUAAUUUCAAUGAAAUGAGAAAAGUGAUGUUCCAGCUGUACAUCUGGCUUUGAGGAGGCCACUGCUCUAUCCCUUUCUAACCCACGUCUGCUUCAGUGCUUCUGAAAACCAAUGGUCAGGGUUCCUCUCCUGGCAUCUGGAAAACAAACUAGGUUCUCUGAUUGUGUAUUAGUUCUUAUAUUGAUAAGGUAGGGGAAAAAAACAUAAUUUAAAAACUACUGAUUUUGUAAUUACUGGAAAAUACUGAUGGUUGUAUUAACAUAUUUUGAAUAAAUUGUAUAUUUUGCUCA
Conger conger (European conger) is the source of this 4314-nucleotide messenger RNA. RefSeq names its product protein phosphatase 1 regulatory inhibitor subunit 16B-like. Gene Ontology annotation, biological process: regulation of sprouting angiogenesis; establishment of endothelial barrier. The transcript is spliced from 8 exons. Lineage: Eukaryota; Metazoa; Chordata; Actinopteri; Anguilliformes; Congridae. Gene Ontology annotation, cellular component: cytoplasm. The coding region runs from base 180 to 1265 and encodes 361 amino acids. Gene Ontology annotation, molecular function: phosphatase regulator activity; protein binding; enzyme inhibitor activity. The record is from RefSeq and is a predicted model, not a curated record.